AUGGUCGCGAAGAGGAUUGCUCUCUUCUGCCUCGCGCUGGGCAUCGCGGGUCAAGUGACUCAAGAUGCUACCGCCCACUUUCUAAAGACGGCCUUCUCACGACGACUUGGUCAUCGCAAUGCACGUCAUGUUCUUCUGCAUCAAUCCAGUUACGUCUCCGCAGGAGGUGCAGAAGUGGCGAGCAGUGAUAAAAGUGCUACGCCGAUGAGUUUCGGUUCACUGCCGCCCGAACCGCCCGGACAUCCUGCGUUGCUGCAGCAUUCCACAGCAGGGCUGAGUCCCGCAGCGCUGGAACUUCUUAACGGGGAUUCUCCCUCAGAGGAAGAGAGCAAGAAAAUCAUGCUUGAACUGGUCUCUAGCAGCCUCACGGAGCAACAAUUACCGGAUACGGAUCCUGUCAAGAACGCGCUAAUGAAACUCUACCCGCCCGGCGCAACAAUAGAACUCCGUUCGCUGGAGCCAGGACCGCCGCCGCAGACAUUCAUCGCUGGGCGGGUGACGAAUCGAGGCGGGUUCGGUGUAGUGAUGAAGGUCAAGAGUAAGGCAACUGGCCAGGAGUACGCUAUGAAAUUCCUUUACAAACCGUUGGCAAGUACCAUGGAGAUGCUCAUCGCCGGUAAACAGCUAGAGGAAAAUUUCGCCGAGGAGAUGCAAUCAGUGAAAAUAUUUGCGGGCCUAGGAGUGUCUGCAGAUGAGCUCGUGAGCGAGUAUCAUGUCGCAGUGCCAAGCUUGGUAGGACAGAUAGAGACGACCCGUCGAGGGAACAUGAUGUCUUCCGGCAGCGUGGCGUUUUCUACUAAAGUGGUUCUCAUGCCGCUUCUUGUUGGCUCCCUUGAGAAACUGCCACAACUGUCUACUCUUCAGCAGAGGGCGCUUCUACGCCAGGUCGUUACCGCUGUUGCAGGCAUCCAUAGGCUGAAAUUGAGCCAUGGCGACGUGAAAGGUAGUAACAUGAUGGUGGCGCAUGAUGGCUCAGUGACGCUUAUUGAUUUUGGGACAGUCUGUCCAUUCCAAACGACUCAGGAAAUAUCGACACUUGUCUCAACUCCUCUGUUUGUUUGCCCUGAGCUCGCUCAUGCCAUACUCACCAAUACCCCCUAUACUGCCGACCAGAGGACGGACAGCUGGGCGGUGGGGAUUCUAGUUUUCACUGCUGUUUGUGGCAAUGAUAAGAUGCCGUAUAAUCUUCAACGUUUGACUGAAAAGCCUGGAAACUUCGAGGCACUUUAUAGGGCCAUUACUGGAGUGAAGAAUUCCCAGUGGUCGGUGGCGGACUGCCCGGCGGAGGCUGAUUCGGUCACGUUGGAGGUCGUGCGUCUGCUUCUCAACACGGACAGCGACCGCACCUCCGUUGGUGAUCUCGCUGAAACGUACCUCUUUUUCCGGAGUAGUCCUCCGUCACCUACUGAUUCUAGUGCAGUUUCGGGACAGGGGAUGUCGCCCUCCUCGGUGUCCUCUGGUACGCUGUCAACAACCAAGUCUUCCCUACCUCAAGAACCUGCAGAGCCUUCCCCUCCGCCUUCUGGGGCGAAGUCUUCAACGUCUCAGCAGGAUGCGGCUUCUUCUUCUCAAGAACCCCAUACACCUCAAGACGCCGCGGAGGCGUCGACUUCUCACCAGUCGCCAGGGCCUGCCCCACCCCCAAGCAGUGGAGAGCAACCACUGCACAGUACGGUGUCGUCGUCGCCGGUCGUCACCUUCCAUUUUGAUGUGUCGUCUAAAUCCGGUGAGAUAAAGACUGAAGCGGACACGCCCGACGAUGGACCGGCACACCAGUCGCCGGGCCUUUCCAAAACACCAGACGGCGAGCAGCCAGGAUCCCGCAUUCCGGUGCCGAAGUCCACCCAUGCGAGCCCGCGCCGGGCAGGGCUGUCGCCGGCGUCCGAGGCAGCGAAAACAUCACAAAGUCCAGCAAAGGAGGCUUUUCCGGCGGCACCUGUUCACGCUGUGGUGGCUAAGGGUGCAGCUGCUGUGCGGCUUUCCCGAAUUCCACGACGGAAACCGUUAGUGCAGCUGCAUACCCCCGGCGGCAUGUUCGGGCUCAGUCCUCAUCCGGCUGUGCGGCGUACACACGCCCAACUGCCCAGGCCCCUGGCGCCUGCUAGGCAUGGGCAAGCUGUAGUAGCGCCAUACCUUCGCAGACGCACACCCUCCGCCGCCCGCCCUCCUUGGCGUCCAUAG
This is a messenger RNA of Besnoitia besnoiti, 2181 nucleotides long. RefSeq lists its product as uncharacterized. NCBI's taxonomy places the organism in Eukaryota, Apicomplexa, Conoidasida, Eucoccidiorida, Sarcocystidae. The transcript has a single exon. The record is from RefSeq and is a predicted model, not a curated record. Gene Ontology annotation, biological process: protein phosphorylation; intracellular signal transduction. The coding region runs from base 1 to 2181 and encodes 726 amino acids. Gene Ontology annotation, molecular function: ATP binding; protein serine/threonine kinase activity. Gene Ontology annotation, cellular component: cytoplasm.